AAAAAAUUUAAAAAAAUUAUAAUAAUAAAAUGAAAUGAGUUGAGAUAGUUUCUCAAUCCAAACAAGUUGUUAAAGGUCCCUCAUUUUUUUCCCCUCGUUGUUGUUAUAUACUAGUUCCUGUUGUAAAUACGAAAUAUAGAACGGGAUCCCUGCUUCUGUGGUCUGUCCACCGUGCCUGUGUCCGAAGUCUUGAAAAACCAUGGGGUUAUCAGCUAUUGUGCACUUUAAUUCAAUUCAUGCCCUUUUUGAGCUCUUUAAUCAACUGCUUAACAUAUGAUGAUUGCAAGAUUAAUGAUAUUUGUCCCUAUCAAGCGAAAAGCUUUAUAGAAUCUAACAUGUUUCCGUGAUUGGCUUUUAAGUGGUUUUUUUCCAGUUCAUUGUUAUAUCUUUACUACUUUUUCUUGCGAUCCUGCAGGCCAAGCUCGCUGAAAGCUCUUGAUGUACAGCAGAACAAAAUGGCUGCUGGUGAGGGCCCCAUCAAUGUUCAUGAUCACGGUACAGCUCUUGAUAAGAAACACUUUAGAGUCCAAUGUAAUUAUUGUGGUAAAGUGGUCAGCACUUUCUUCCGUUUGAAGUGCCACUUAGGAGGUAUACGAGGUGAUGUUACCCCUUGUGAAAAUGCUCCUCAAAACGUGAAGGAAUUGUUUAACAAAAGUUUACUUGAAAGGAAAACAGAGAGUUUUUGCAAGGAAGUUGGGGAUCCCCAUCACCCAAAUCUUCCUCGGAAGAGGAGUUGUUGUCCUAACUGGAACAGUGACCAGCAUAGUAGAGAUGAGACCACUCAAAAUGGUGGUUCUUGUUUUGCGAGGCAUGUUGACAUGGACUCUGCCCCGGAAGACAAUCUGACAGACGGUGCUACUUUUUCCAAUGGUGGUAUAGGUUUCCAACGAGCCGUAAGUUGUGAAACAAUAAAAGAUGCAUUAUCAAUGCAAGCCCAAAAAAGCAUUGCCAAAUUCUUCUAUGAAACGGGUGUAGAUUUCAGUGCUGCUAAUUCUGCUAGCUUUAAAAGAAUGAUAAAUGCGACACUAGGUCAUGGUCAGACAGAGUAUGACGUCCCUAGUUGUCAGGAACUAAAAGGCUGGAUACUUCAAGAUGAGGUGAAGGAGAUACAAGAGUAUGUGAAGAAGAUUAGGCAUUCAUGGGCAAGCACAGGGUGUAGCAUACUGUUAGAUGCAUGGGUUGAUGAAAAGGGCAGACAUCUGGUUAAUUUUUUGGUGGAUUGCCCUCAGGGUGCUGUUUAUCUUCGAUCAUCUGACGUUACAUCUUUCAUUGGUGAUGUUGAUACCUUACAGUCGGUGUUGGAUGGAGUUAUUAAGGAGAUUGGAGUUGACAAUGUAGUUCAAGUGGUGGCUUGUUCCACAAAGGGUUGGGUCGGAGAUGUGGGCAAACAAUUCAUGGAUAAGUACAAGAGAGUUGUCUGGACCGUGAGCGCAUCUCAUUGCAUUGAGCUUAUGCUAGAGAAGAUUGGGAUGAUUGAGUCUAUCAGAGGGAUAAUAACUAAAGCCAAGACCAUUACGAAGUUUAUUUAUGGCCAUGAAACUCUUUUGAAUCUUUUGAAGAAAUAUACUCUUGGCCAUGACAUAAUCAAGCCCUCCAAAACAAGACCAGCAAUGCCCUUUCUGACUCUAGAGAAUAUUGUAUCCGAAAAGCAGCAUUUAAAGGAUAUGUUUGCCUCAUCAGAUUGGAAGACAUCAUUUUGGGCUUCUAGAAUAGAGGGAAAGAGGGUAGCCGAUUUGGUGGGAGACCAUACUUUCUGGAAUGGAGUUGAGAUUGCCUUGAAGGCAACAAUUCCACUGGUGCGUGUUUUAUGCUUGAUCAAUCAGGCUGAUAAGCCACAAGUCGGGUACAUAUAUGAAACAAUGGAUCAAGUAAAAGAGGCAAUUAAAGAGGAAUUUAAAAAGAAGAAAUCCCAGUACUUGCCUUUUUGGCAAGUGAUUGACGAGAUUUGGGACACCCAUCUCCAUAGCCCUAUCCAUGCUGCAGGGUAUUAUUUAAACCCAUGUCUCUUUUAUUCAAGUGAUUUCUAUGGUGAUGCCGAGGUUGCCUUUGGCCUUUUGAGCUCAAUUGUCCGCUUGGUACGUGAUCAAAGAAGUCAAGAUUUGAUCUCCCGACAUCUUGAGGAGUACAGACAUGCUAGAGGUGGUUUUGAAGGGGGGAGUGCCCUUGACCAAAGAACCAACAUCCCUCCAGCCCUUUGGUGGUCUCAUUAUGGAAGACAAUAUCCUGAGCUGCAGAGAUUUGCCAUUCGAAUUUUGAGCCAGAACUGUGAUGGUGCUUCAAGAUACGUACUCAAAAGGAGUUUGGCUGAGAAGCUGCUCACAACUGGAAGGAAUCCAAUUGAGCAACAACGAUUGAAUGAUCUGACAUUUGUGCAUUACAAUUUGCAACUGCAGCUUCAGUCAGGCACGAGGCGUGACAUUGUUGCUCAAGAGAUUGACCCAAUGGAUGAUUGGAUCGUUGAUGAAGCACUGACUGUAGACCACAUAGCAACAGAGGUUGCCCAGGAUUAGAGCCAUGACUUUCGAUGCAUGUUUUAGAAUCAAUGUUGGCAUAAAUUACAUGACAGUUUUGUCUCCUUCAUGUGUAUAUUUGAGUUGUAGUUUCGUUCAUGUGCAUUCAAAUGUACUCAUCUUUUUGAACUUACAGCCAUACAAGUUUACAAGAGAUAUUUGGACC
Juglans microcarpa x Juglans regia is the source of this 2676-nucleotide messenger RNA. RefSeq lists its product as uncharacterized. The record is from RefSeq and is a predicted model, not a curated record. Bases 456 to 2510 code for a protein of 684 amino acids. The transcript has 3 exons. Lineage: Eukaryota; Viridiplantae; Streptophyta; Magnoliopsida; Fagales; Juglandaceae. Gene Ontology annotation, molecular function: protein dimerization activity.